GCGGACUGUUAGUCUGCUGCCGUUUCUGCCGUUACCGCUGGCUCUUGGCCGAUCUCUGCGACAGUUUGCAAUUCAUUACCCCAGUGGACGGGCACGCGAAUAGUUCGCUUCGGUUCGUUUCGGUUCGGUAGAGUUCUCCUCCAGAUAAAGAGCAUCAGAGAUCGGAGAUCAAUCAGUGUUACAGUGAAGUGUUCCCGUGAGAGUGCCAUGUAGCCAUAGAGAUAGAGGCUGCAAAGAUAGAGAGAAAACGAACAUACAAGAAGAGACAAUAAAAUACUAUAUAUCCAGAAUGACGCGCAGCGAGGACCCCGGCCACACCAAUGGGGCCUUCAACGAGGAUUCUGAGGUGUCCCUGGAUAUCCCUACGAACACCCUCUAUCACACAUCGCGCGACUGCAUCGUCCAGGAGGAGCAGUCCGGGGAGUCGCAGAGCUGCCUGGAGGCCUCCAAAGGCUGCUGCCGCAGCAUGUGGCACAACAUCUUUCGCAAGAAGACGCUGUACAAGCGCUUCCCCAUCCUGACGUGGCUGCCGCAGUACAAGAAGGACUACAUCUUUGGGGACAUUGUGGCGGGUAUUUCGGUGGCGCUGACUGUGAUUCCGCAGGCUUUGGCAUACGCUGGUAUAGCGGGGCUGGACCUGCAGUACGGCCUGUACGCCUGCUUCCUGGGGUGCUUCAUCUACAUCUUCAUCGGAUCGAGCAAGGACGUGCCCAUCGGCCCGACGGCCAUUUCGGCGCUGCUCUCCUUCCAGAUCGCUGGCGGGAGCUGGCAGAUAGCCACGCUGCUCACGUUUCUCACGGGCAUCAUCGAGAUCCUGAUGGGCGCCUUCCGACUGGGCUUCCUUAUCGACUUUGUGUCGGGGCCAGUGGGGGCGGGUUUCACCAGUGCCGUCUCCCUGAUUAUCUUCAGCUCCCAGAUGAAGGACUUUCUCGGCAUCCACACCAGCGGCAACACCUUCCUGCAGGUGUGGAUCAGCAUCGUGAACGACAUCCACAACAUCAGCUGGCCGGACUUUAUCCUCGGUGUCAUUUGCAUCACUCUGCUGCUCAGCCUGCGCGCGCUCGCCAGCUGCAGCGUCGGCCCCAAGGAGGGCAAAUCCUCCUCGCAGUCGCUCCUUACGGGCAUCUUCUGGACGGUGGGCACGGCCCGGAAUGCCCUCCUCGUCUGCGGCACUGCAGGACUUGGAUACUGGCUCUCGGUGAGCGGCCGCGAGGAUCUCGUCCGCACGGUAGGAUUCGUGCCCAAGGGCAUGCCCUCCUUCCAACCGCCGCCGUUCUACAUCGAUCCUGUGCUGAACGAGACCACCGGAGAGGUGCUGGUGGAUGGCCAGAGCUUCUGGGAGAUGGUCAGCACUCUGGGCUCGGGUCUCAUUGUUGUCCCGCUGAUUGCCCUGCUCGAGACGAUGGCAGUGGUCCAGGCCUUUGCCGAUGGCAAGCCCACUGAUGCCACGCAGGAGCUGAUUGCGUCCGGAAUCUGCAAUGUGGCCAACUCCUUUGUUCAGGGUCUGCGCAGCAACGGAGGUCUUGCCAGGGGCGCCAUCCUCAACGCGAGCGGAGUGCGAACCCAGCUCUCCAACCUGUACACCAGCGUGAUCGUGAUCAUCGCCCUGCUCUACCUCACCCCCUGCUUCUACUAUAUCCCCAAAGCGGCGCUGGCCUCCAUCAUCAUAGCAGCCGUUAUCUUCAUGGUGCAGUAUCGAGUGAUAAAGCCCAUGUGGCACAGCAAAAAAACCGAUCUCAUUCCUGGCCUGGGUGCCUUCUUUGCCUGUUUGGUCCUGCCCCUGCAGCUGGGCAUCCUUGUAGGCAUUGGCAUCAAUGUGGUGUUCAUCCUUUACCAGGCGGCCCGCCCCAAGCUGCGGAUCGAGACACUGGCGACAUCAAAUGGCCUGAAGUAUCUGAUGCUCACGCCCGACCGCUGCCUGAUCUUCCCUUCGAUGGAGUUCGUCCGCAAGGUGAUCAACAAGCAGGGGGUCAAGUCGACGCUGCCUGUGGUGAUCGACUGCACCCACAUCUACGGGGCGGACUUUACCGCCGCCAAGGUAAUCUCUACAAUGGUAAUGGACUUUGCCCAGCGCCAGCAGCCGCUCUUCUUCUACAACCUCCAGCCACGCGUGGCGCAAGUCUUCGAGGGCCUCAACAAGGAUCUGGUCGUGAUCUACGACCUCACCACGCUACACUCCAAGCUGGCGGAGAAGGGCUCCGUCUGAGCUGUCAGAGAUGUGAUCUGCUGAACGCUGCAACCUCGUCACACUUAGUCUUUGCUUAGUAUCUGUCUUAGUCUUAGUCUUAGGUUAGUUUUGCCAGCCCCGCCGAGGCCAUCGACUGUUCGCCCACGCAAGUGGCCAACGUCGCCUCGACAGUAAGAUUUCACAUGGCUAGCACCUUAAUUAGCAUUUAAGUUGGGGCAAUCCUCCAUUGUCGCCUAGUUUAGGUAUACGCAUAUUUAUUUCACAUUUGUUCGGUUCGCACAUUGGCCUUUGCCGAAUGUUUUGUGAAUUUUGUUGAGCGAAAUCCAAAUCCGAGUCCCACCCACACGAUAUUACUGCUGUGCAUAGUAUUAUAUUGUAAGCCAAUAGCCAACGAUGAGUAUUAUGAUAAGUAGUACUUAAAUAAAGCCAGAAAAUGAAGAGUAAAUGCCUCAACCCAUUGAAA
Molecule: messenger RNA, 2651 nt
Organism: Drosophila obscura
Lineage: Eukaryota; Metazoa; Arthropoda; Insecta; Diptera; Drosophilidae
Product: sodium-independent sulfate anion transporter
Exons: 4
Coding region: 290-2206 (638 amino acids)
Biological process (GO): transmembrane transport
Cellular component (GO): membrane
Molecular function (GO): sulfate transmembrane transporter activity
Source: RefSeq, a predicted model, not a curated record